Molecule: messenger RNA, 3586 nt
Organism: Eleginops maclovinus (Patagonian blennie)
Lineage: Eukaryota; Metazoa; Chordata; Actinopteri; Perciformes; Eleginopidae
Gene: slc7a10a
Product: solute carrier family 7 member 10a
Exons: 11
Coding region: 76-1572 (498 amino acids)
Biological process (GO): D-serine transmembrane transport; amino acid transmembrane transport; D-alanine transmembrane transport
Cellular component (GO): membrane
Molecular function (GO): L-amino acid transmembrane transporter activity; neutral L-amino acid transmembrane transporter activity
Source: RefSeq, a predicted model, not a curated record
GAGCGGAGCUUGGUUCAGUGUACACUACUGGACCGGACCGAGGCGGGCGGGAAGCAUACUUGAAAGGCGGAGGAGAUGGGGGACAAAGAGAAAAGGAAGAAGGAUAAAAACUCCUCCAACAGCGACAGAGUCACUUUGAAAAAAGAAAUUGGACUUUUGAGCGCUUGCGCUAUUAUCAUCGGGAACAUCAUCGGCUCUGGAAUAUUCAUCUCUCCUAAAGGCGUGUUGGAGCAUGCAGGCUCGGUGGGGCUGUCACUCAUCGUCUGGGUUUGUGGUGGGGGGAUCUGUGCCCUUGGGUCUCUGUGCUAUGCUGAACUGGGUGUCACUAUUCCAAAAUCUGGAGGAGACUAUUCAUACGUGACAGAAAUCUUUGGAGGGCUAGUGGGCUUCCUGUUGUUAUGGAGUGCCGUCCUUAUAAUGUAUCCGACCACGCUGGCGGUAAUAGCGCUCACCUUCUCAAAUUACGUCUUGCAGCCAGCUUUCCCGGAGUGCCUGCCUCCGUACAUCGCCACCAGACUCCUCGCCACCAUCUGUAUCUUAUUCCUGACCUGGGUGAACUGCUCCAGUGUGCGCUGGGCGACAAGGAUCCAGGAUGUUUUCACUAUAGGCAAGCUCCUCGCUCUGGUACUGAUCAUAGUGGUAGGACUCGUCCAGAUCUUUAGAGGUCACUACGAUGCCCUGCGGCCGAGUGUGGCCUUUGAAUUCAGUUCGGACCCGUCAGUGGGACAGAUAGCGCUGGCCUUCCUUCAGGCCUCCUUCGCUUACAGCGGUUGGAACUUCCUCAACUACGUCACAGAGGAGAUCGUGGAGCCACGCAAGAAUCUUCCCCGUGCCAUCUACAUUUCCAUCCCACUGGUGACCCUCGUUUACACUAUGACCAACAUCGCCUACUUCUCCUCCAUGACCCCCGAAGAGCUGCUGGCUUCCAAUGCUGUGGCAGUGACAUUCGGACAAAAGCUGCUGGGGAUGUUUUCCUGGGUCAUGCCGAUCUCUGUAGCAUUGUCCACUUUCGGAGGAAUCAACGGAUAUCUAUUCACCUCCUCCAGAUUGUGUUUCUCUGGAGCCAGAGAGGGUCACCUGCCCUAUCUGCUGGCUAUGAUCCACUUGAAGAACUGCACCCCAAUCCCUGCCCUACUGGUCUGCUGCUUUGCCACUAUAGUCAUCCUGUGCAUCGGCGAGACACACAACCUGAUCAACUAUGUGUCCUUCAUCAACUAUCUGUCCUAUGGAGUAACCAUUGCUGGCCUCCUCUACCUCCGCAAGAAGAAACCUAACCUGCUCCGACCCAUCAAGAUUAGCAUGUUGAUCCCCAUCGCCUACCUGAUAUUCUGGGCUGUGCUGCUGUGCUUCAGUCUGUACUCUGAACCAGUGGUUUGUGGCCUGGGAAUGGUCAUCAUGCUGACUGGAGUCCCUGUAUACUUUGUGGGUGUUCAUUGGAAGGACAAACCCAAAUGGGUCUAUAGGGUAGUCGAAAAAGUCACAUACGUGGGCCAGAAGGUGUGUUAUGUGGUAUUCCCUCAGGAAGACCUUUCAGAGACUGAGCCCCUCACCUCCUCCAAAGCCACGGACUGAGCAGUGAAGUCACCCGGGAAUUCCCAUUUUGCAUCCACACCUGUACUUCCAGUUUUUCCCUCCCCUUUCUUCACAUUGGUCAGUUUGUGGAUGGUGAAGAGAUGUUUGUGUAGUGGCAUAUUGCAAACGUGCUGCCUAGAUACAGCCUCGAUUAAGCUCCAGUAUAAAAGAAGAGGAUUGUUACACCACUGGCAUUGGUGUGAGCUGAAGACUGUUUUUAUGUGAUGCUCGGUAUUGGUUCAGCAUUCACAUCACCAGUAUUCCAGCUCCCUAUUUCGGAUCUUCAUAUCAUCUUCUGCCUCACCUCCAAGAUUUUCAAUUUUAGAGACUUUAACUACAUCCUUGAGCUAAUGUGCCUUAUGAAAUGUAUGUGGUGGUAGAGUGUGUUGGUUUGUGCGGGUAUUUUGAUGAUGUAAUAACAUUUUUUGUGGUAAAUAUGCAAGCAGAUUCUGCACUUAGCAAUACUUCUCUAUUACUGCUGCGACCUUCGGCUAUUUUUCACUAAUUACCCACAAGAUGUUUACUGUUCGUCAAAUGUGGUUGAGUAAUUUUCUGUCUAUAUCUCUGCAUUGCUUCAUUAUCUUGCCAUUCUUUUGACUUUAGGCUUCUUUUUCUCUCUCUUUUUUAUUAGAUCAUACUGAAAUACUGUAGGUGCCCUCGUGUUGUUACUAGAGAGAUUAUCUAAACUACGCUCAUUGUUCCCAGCAAUAUUUACAGCUCAGGACAGAAAGGAAGAUGAUGGGAAGCUUGCAGCUAUCAGCUGGUGAAUAUCUGCAUCUCUCAGAAAUGAAAAAAGCUGCAUCACCUUUGAACUGCCUGUUCUGAGUUGGGAUUGUUCUUUUUUUUUUAACAAUGACUCUUUCAGGUGCUUGACCUGACAAGACAGCUAUUCAAUUUCAUAUUUCUCAUCUGAUAUGAUAAAGUGCUUAACAUUAAUAUGCAUGGGCCUGCUCCCACUUCCCCAAAGACAUAGCAGAACUAUCAUUACCCCAGGCCAACGUUUUAUAGAUCAACUCACUAUGGUACCUUUGAUUUAAUAUAGUUGAAUGUGUCUAUGGUUUUUCAGUGGACUCCUGUAGACUUAUUUUGAUCCCAUUGAAAUAGUUGCUCCCAAACACUCAUGGUCAAAUCGUCCUCAAUGGAGUUGCGCAACCACUACCUUAUGGAAUACCUCACAUCCCAAAUUAUUGUUUGCAUAGCAUUUACUCAAACAGUGUUACGUUGAAUUUGCAAAAAAAUGUUUUCGCAUGUCUACAAGCUGAAUAAAAAAACAUUAAUACGUCUGAUAAAUUUAAUCAAAUGAAGGCCACGUUUACCAAAAGCAAAUCUAAAAACACCUGUUCACAAACUCGCUUAGACCUUACCUUUCAAACCCGUUUUGCAUAAAAAGGCUAACACCUGCAGAAGUGCGCAACUUGUUUGUGCGUGAACUGUUUAUGCAAGCGUGUCUCCCAUUUUCUUAAACCCAUCAAGACUUUUGUCCAUUUCUUGGAUUGUUUCUUUACCACGGAAGCUUGUGAGAAAUGUAAAAUAACACAGGGUGAACAUUUGAAAGACAAAUGGUUAUUUUGGGGGUGAAGUAUUUCUCAAUACUGUGCUCCAAGUGAUAUUUGUUGUAUUUAAGUAGUAUCAUACAGCCCAUAAGCUUCCUUUUGUGUACAUACAACAGAACAUAUGAAGGUUUUUUUAACAAUGUAAACCAGCAUGUUGGAAAUUGAACAGUAUUUUCCUUUUCCAGCAAGAAUUCACUAAAAGACUCACACUUCAGAUAAUGUCUGUCUGCCAUGUCCAGGUGCUGUGUGUUCAGCUGAGAUCUGUAAAUACUAUGUACAGGAGAAAAAAACAGAUACAAAUGCGCCAGUGACUCUCAGAAAGAUCACAUUCCUUAGACAUGUUGUGAAACAUUUACAUACUGUGUACAACUGAUCGGUACACCUCUAUGUUUUGUAAAAGGGUGUAAAGAUGUGCAAAAAUAACAAUCUGAUUAACCUAUUAAAUAUAGCAACUUCUGAAA